GGAAAUACUACAUAUCAGGGAAAAUGGGAUGGACGCCAGUUGUUUUCAUUUUGAGUCUAUCGAUAACCAAUGUAUACAGUAACACGACUGUGACAAUCUAUCCUCAGUGGCUGGCAAAGGGAGGUAAUGUUCGCUAUGAACCUGACAGAUGGAGCAAGCACAAUGGUCUGGAACAUGAAUACCUGAUACCAUGUUGUCGCAGUAUUCGGACUGACAGCGGACGCUGGAUGAAUAGAGAUAUACAUGAUAAUCUCUUUCUAGAUUGGCCACAGGACCCUAACCGUAGUGGCUACCCAGACCCGAACUACCUGAAGAACGUCACCAAGCAACAGGAACUGUUCUCCACGUAUCUUGCCAACAUUAACAGUGGGUACAAGAACGAAAUGAUCAUGGUGUCCACAUCUCUUAAUUGGCCCAACUGGAUGAACCAGCCAGAACAUCAAGGUCAUUUCCCAAACAACGUCGAUGCUGCUGCAGAGUUCAUAAUGUUAAUGGUGCAAGGAGUUUAUGACUACACACAAGGUCAGAUACCGCCCUACUUUGAAGUCGUCAAUGAACCAGAUGUUAAAGGGGACAUCAUGAAUUUCAGCACCACUGUUAGCGUCUAUCAUAAAGCAGUUGCUGAGAAACUCCAUUCCAGAUUUAACAUCAAAGUGGCGGGUCCAACAAUGACAGGGUAUAAUACAGACGUAGACAGAAAUAACUUCUCCUUCUGGCCAAAACUGGUACAGUUUCUAGACAUCGCAUUAGAUGAGUUAGAUGUAUUUUCCUUUCAUUCAUACAACUCACUAGUUGUUUCGGGGAAAACUCACAAAUUCACUGGAAAUAAUGAAGCCCGUUUGGUAGCAUUUGUCGACCUCCUUGAAAGCUAUGUCCAUCGAAAGAAAGGAAAAUCUAUUCCCAUCAUUAUCAGUGAAUAUGGUCGCGGGAAAGUAGAAGGUAUUAGCAAAGAUGCUCCAUCGGGUAUAGUCGAUUUUUCAACAAUAUAUUGCAUCAAUGGCCACCGAUUCACCCAACUUGGUCUCAGAGAAUACAUUGAUAGAACAGUGGUGUUUUGUUUAUCUAACGAGCAACGUCAGGACAUGACAGUCUCAACUUUUCACUUUUCACCCAGCAAGGGAAUGCCACACGUUUGGUCGACGUUUUCAAGUUUUGGUACAAUUUUACGUCAGAGUACUCCUUCAUCAGAACCUCCAGCCAAUCGGACGGACAAGAACGAACUGUGUCACCGCUAG
Messenger RNA from Haliotis rubra (blacklip abalone), 1235 nucleotides. RefSeq lists its product as uncharacterized. The transcript is spliced from 3 exons. Lineage: Eukaryota; Metazoa; Mollusca; Gastropoda; Lepetellida; Haliotidae. Bases 24 to 1235 code for a protein of 403 amino acids. The record is from RefSeq and is a predicted model, not a curated record.